Messenger RNA from Trichomonas vaginalis G3, 1191 nucleotides. Its product is annotated as vesicle-mediated transport. The coding region runs from base 1 to 1191 and encodes 396 amino acids. Lineage: Eukaryota; Parabasalia; Trichomonadida; Trichomonadidae. Gene Ontology annotation, biological process: endosomal transport. The transcript has a single exon. The record is from RefSeq and is a predicted model, not a curated record. Gene Ontology annotation, cellular component: late endosome; cytosol; AP-type membrane coat adaptor complex.
AUGGUGGAAGCUCAGGUUGAAAAUAAAUCAGAAAUAACUUCAACAGAUGAAAAAUUAGAAAAAUAUUUCCAAGAAAAAAUUUUGCCAUAUAUAAACGAAGAAGGAAAGAAUGUUUUUAAGAUCAGUGAUAAUACAUUUUUGGUAUCUUACACUACAAAAACCUUUUAUAUUUGCGUGAUACCUUUCAUUCCUAAACCAGAGUUCGAAAAAUCGAUAAUAGCAGGAUCCUUAUACUUUUUAUCAUACAUUGAAGCCAUUCUAAGGUCGACAAUUAGAUCUUUACUCCCUGAAUCGCCAAAAAUCGAAUUCGCUUCAUUAAAGCAGAUGAUAAACCUCAUUCUUCCUUUUGGUACCCCUGUACUUCACGAUCAAUACCUUUCUUCGCAAUUAACAGGCAGAGUUGAAAUUUCAAGGUUUAAUGCAGGCUAUAAUAAGAUUAAUUCUACUCCUGUUCCUUCAUGGAAGUCAACAUUAGCAUAUCCUGUCCAACAACUUGAUUUUACUUUGAAAGAAGUCAUUGUUGGAUCAAUUUCCCAAAAUCAAACAUAUUUUAAGGCUUUUGGAAGCUUACAAAUAUCAGCAUCAGUUUCAUUACUUCCAAAUGUUACAGUUACUUUUACAAAACCUGAAAAAAUGACUAAUAUUCAGUCUCAUUUCAGUGUUAAGUCAUAUGAUCAUGGAAAAAUAGAAUUCCUACCUCCAACUGGUGUAUGCCAACUCCUUGCAUGGGAAAUUCCUAUGUCUGUUUCCGAAAUGCCAUUAAUCGGAACUUAUUCCUACAAAAUCAAUGGUUCAACAUUAGAUUACAGUCUCAAAUUGAAUGUUAAAAAUCCAAUUGUAUCAGUUACGGUUCAUUUGGAGUUCAAUGACUGCGGAAAUCUAAUUAAACAAAAAUAUCCAAACAUAAUCGGCCAAGUAAAGCAAAGCCGAACAGAAACCAUUCUUGUUUAUGAUGUACAGCAGUCAAAUGCUGAAACAGAUAUAUCUGGAACAUUAUUUUUCGAUAAAGAUGUUCCGAAACAGAAAUUUGCAGCUUACUUGUCUUUCAAGGACCAUAUGAAGUCAUUUACAGGUAAUUCCAUCUCUAAAGAUGAUGUUACCUUCAAUCCAAGCUCAAAUAUUUCUGUAUCAUCAAAUUCUUCUUAUAAUUCUGAACCUCGAAAAUAUGUUAUUUGGGGUACUGAAAUGUAA